Molecule: messenger RNA, 964 nt
Organism: Punica granatum (pomegranate)
Lineage: Eukaryota; Viridiplantae; Streptophyta; Magnoliopsida; Myrtales; Lythraceae
Source: RefSeq, a predicted model, not a curated record
CACUUCAACAAGCACGAGCUAAUUAAGCCUAGCACUAUAAUACCAACUUCUGUCCAAUGUCCUCAAACACGAUGAGAAACAUCGGAGAGAAGAGCUGUCUCAUCCUCCUUGUCCUGCUUCUCACGUCCCAAUCCAUCUGGGCCUCCAGGAAAUCACUCAAACCCAAUGAACCAUGCAAGAGGUUCGUCCUCUUCUACCACGACAUCCUCUACCAAGGCGGUGACGACGUUGACAACUCGACCUCAGCCUCCGCGACUAACAACACAAAGCUCGGCAACUUCCAGCUUGGGAGGCUGGUGGUGUUCGAUGACCCGAUAACCCAAGACCGCAACCUGCAUUCCCCCGAGGUGGCCCGGGCGCAAGGCUUUUACUUCUACGACAAGAAGAGUGAGUACAAUGCGUGGAUCGCCUACACCCUGGUCUUCAACUCGACUGAGUAUAAGGGCACACUGAAUGUGAUGGGUGCGGACCUAAUGUACGCGAAGACUAGAGAUGUUUCUAUCGUCGGUGGCACUGGAGACUUCUUCAUGGCGAGAGGAGUCGCCACGCUCGAGACCGAUGCUCUCGAGGGAUUCAAGUAUUUUCGACUCAAGAUGGAUGUUAAGUUAUAUGAAUGCUACUAGUGCGGCCAAGUUUUGAAUUUGCAAGAUCUUUACUUCCUUUUGAUAGGAGUAAACAGCGACGCCGGCUGUCGUCCUAUGAUUUGUACUGGCUAUUUUUUUUUUUCCUUUUAAGAGAGUCCUAUAGCCUAAGUAUAAGGAUAAGAAAUAAUGUGACAUAAAAGGAUAGAUAAACCUCACUAGUAAUGAUUGAACUCAGGACCUCUUAGUCCAAUCCGAGUCGAUUUCUUAUGCCACUAUAUCAAGACUCAUUUCUCGCUUGUUAGAUUUAUAUCACAAAGAGAGUCCAUGUACCUUUGUCUCCCGAUUUUAAUAAAGAAUCUCAUUAGUGGAAUUUCUUGAAA